AUGUCAUAUGAAUCGACAGUCAUCGGCUUAUGUUCGCUGGCAGUACUAACAUUGAUACCUCCUUUUGCUUGGCACACUCAAACAAGAAAUGUUCCAGCACUCAUAUUGAUAUCUUGGCUGCUCCUGAUGGAUAUAACAUGCUUGAUAAAUGCUGCAAUCUGGAGCGGUGAUGAUUUUUAUACAAGGUGGGAAGGUAAGGGCUACUGUGAUAUUGUGAUCAAAUUGCAAGUCGGUGCUAAUAUUGGUAUUUCCUGUGCCGUGGCUAAUAUUGUGUACAAUCUACAUACUAUUUUGAAAGCAGAUAGGGUUCUUCCAGAUUUCAAAUCGUGGAAGAAGAUCGGUGUUGACCUUUCUAUCAGUUUAUCAACCCCAAUUGUUGCCAUGGCUCUUUCCUAUUUCCUCCAGGUGUACAGAUUUGGGAUAGCAAAGUAUAACGGGUGUCAAAAUUUGAUGACGGCCACCUGGUUAACUAUUGUUCUCUACACAAUGUGGAUGCUGAUUUGGUCUACUAUUGGUACUGUCUAUGCAAUUCUAGUGUUAAUUGUGUUUUAUAGGAAGAGAAAAGAUGUUAGAGAUAUCUUACAUUGUACAAAUUCAGGUUUAAAUUUUGUGCGUUUCUCACGUUUGUUAACGUUUUGCUUCUUAAUUAUUUUGGUAAUGUUCCCAUUUUCUAUUUAUUCCUUUGUGAGUGAUCUCAAGCAAGUUAAUGGGAGUUAUAGUUUUUCAGAAACCCAUUCUGGUGCUUUGUGGAAUUUGGUUCUUUUCUUCGAUCCAGGAAAGCCAUUGUAUGACAUUUGGUUAUAUGUUUUGAUGUCCUAUUUGGUUUUCUUAAUUUUUGGUCUAGGUUCAGACGCUUUAGAUAUGUAUGCUAAAUUCAUACGUUUCAUUAGGUUAGGUUUCAUUUUGGACUUCGGUGAAGGUUUCAUAGAAGAACGUAAGAAAGGUCGUGUUGGUCAAUUAUUCGGUUAUAGUACUGAUGGAACAGAUUUUCAAAAUAUGUUCACGUCGUCUGAUGAAGACAAUUACAAGAAUACAAAUGAUUUCAACUCUUCAAUUGCUACGCCUACCUCUAAUAGAGACAUAUAUGUUGAUUACAGAAUUCCAACAGCUGGGUGGCGUGAAGAGAAACGCAGAAAUAAGAACUACCAUGGUGAUUUGAAUAAUUUCCACUCAGAUGAUUUAACAGAGGAAGUCGCGUUAGAUAGUAAUUAUCUCCCAUAUUUGGCAAAUAAAUCGAAUCUUGAUGAUAUUAUUUCUUUGGAUGGCUUUUCCUCAAUGACUGUGGGUAGUACACAGGGAAGAUCUGAAGAAAGCAAGAGUGAAAUAAACUAUAAAACAGAGGAAUUUGGGACGCCAAGUACAGCGGGUAAAUAUGUUACUAGCACAAAAGAGGUAUCUCUACUAAGUUCCGAAGAUGAAGCUGAUUGA
Molecule: messenger RNA, 1428 nt
Organism: Kazachstania africana CBS 2517
Lineage: Eukaryota; Fungi; Ascomycota; Saccharomycetes; Saccharomycetales; Saccharomycetaceae
Gene: STE3
Product: Ste3p
Exons: 1
Coding region: 1-1428 (475 amino acids)
Biological process (GO): G protein-coupled receptor signaling pathway
Cellular component (GO): membrane
Molecular function (GO): mating-type factor pheromone receptor activity
Source: RefSeq, a predicted model, not a curated record